Rosa chinensis is the source of this 3888-nucleotide messenger RNA. RefSeq lists its product as uncharacterized. The transcript has 5 exons. The record is from RefSeq and is a predicted model, not a curated record. Gene Ontology annotation, biological process: DNA integration. Lineage: Eukaryota; Viridiplantae; Streptophyta; Magnoliopsida; Rosales; Rosaceae. Gene Ontology annotation, molecular function: zinc ion binding; nucleic acid binding. The coding region runs from base 1 to 3888 and encodes 1295 amino acids.
AUGGAACAUUCACGUGAUAGGGCUGCUGGGGGAUCUAUAAAUAGUCCUCCCUGGUUCGAGGGUGGAUGUGAAAAAUACACUCAAUGGAAGAUUUACAUGAAAUCAUACCUCUAUGCUCAAGAUGAACACGUGUGGAACAUCGUAGAAAAUGGCUGGAGUGUACCUAUGACAAAAGCAAAAGAAGAAGGCGCUUCCACUACCACUCCCAAACCAAGGAAGGACUGGACUGAGGAAGAAGUUCGUAACUUGCAAGCAGAUUUCAAAGCGAAGAACAGCAUCUUCACGGCCCUAUCGGAGCGGGAAAAACUGAGGAUAAGUCAUUGUGAGACUGCCAAGCAGGCAUGGGAUCUCCUACAGAUUACAUACGAAGGAAAUAAAAAGGUACGUGCACAGAAACUGCAAGCACUGAUUUUUGAAUUCGAAACCAUGACUAUGGCAGAUGAUGAAACCGUGGAUGACUUCCAUGGUAGAAUUCUUAAAAUCUCCGGUCAGUGUCGCAGUCUAGGAGCACCUUUUGAUGAAGAUAAAAUAGUCAAAAAGAUACUCAGGGCUCUGCCGGAAAAAUUUCACUCAAAGGUUACGAGCAUAGAGGACUCUUUUGAUAUAGAUGAGUAUCCACUUGAUGAGCUCAUCGGAAAUUUGAAAACCUAUGAGAUGAGGUUAAAACCUGAGAAGAAAAACAAGGGCGUAGCCUUCAAAGCAGUGAAAGAAAUUGAAGAGGAAGAAGGAUCACUAGAUCUUGCUCUACUGACGAAGGAAUUCAAAAAAUUUCUCAAAAGCAAGAACUCCUCUAAAAACACGAAUGCUCCCAGAAGGAAUAACUAUAUUGGCAGUGGUAACAACAGUGACUACAAUAGUAAGAAUGGAAGAGGAAACUUCAAAGGAAAUCACUCAGGGAAACCAAAAUGCUAUGAAUGUGGUGGUUUCGGUCACAUUUCUACUGACUGUGGAAAUAGGAAGCUUGGAAACAGCAACAACAAGUCACUCCUUUCAACUUGGAGUGAUGAUGAAUCUCAAGAAAUUGAAAAUGUGGCUCUUGUCUCAUCAUUGUUGCCUGAUUCUGAAAGUGAUGAGUAUUUCUCUGAUGAUGAUGAAACAAAUGUUCGCUGCAAACAACUCUACAAAGCUUCAAAGGCCACUCUGAUUAGAAACUUGAGCUUGGAAAAAGAAGUAGAUUUCCUGAGGACUGAAAAAGAAAAGGUGGAGAAACUAUUCGAAUCCUCACAAUCUGCAUGGAAACUGGAGAAAAGCAAACUCGUGAGUGAAUCGGCAGAUCAACAAGGUGACCAAAAGAUACUGACGUGGAAGACUGAAAAGAAUGAGUAUCUCAACAAGAUCAAACUUCUAGAACUGGAUGUUAAAGGACAAAGAGCCCUGAACUUGGAACUGUUAGCGAAAAAUGAGUCUCUACAACAUGAGUUAAAAUUAACUCAAGAAAGAUUCAUGAAGUUUGAUAUCAGCUCCACUUCCAUGUCCAAGUUACUUGGAUCAGGAAAAGCUCCUCAUGAUACAUGUGGGCUAGGAUACACUGGAGAAGAUUCCAAAAGCACCAAAUUCGUACGAGCCUCAAAACCAUCUGUAGAGCAGAUAGAUGUCUCCCUUGAUGAUCAUGUCAAAAGUGUAAGGGAAGGUAAUUCAAACCAACAUCAUCAGGUAAAACUUGACCAAGAAUCCCCCACUGGUCAACACAGCAAAAUUCAUCAACGCUCUCACAUUGAGGCAACUUGUUUCGUAGCUUUAACUGCAUUUGCUGACAAACGACGAGAUUUUUGGUAUGUUGACAGUGGUUGUUCUAGACACAUGACUGGAGACAAAACCUGGUUUACUUCAUUUGAGGAUGAAAAUACCUCUGGAUCAGUCACGUUUGGAGAUGGGAGGAAAGCUAACAUUCUAGCUCGAGGUACAGUAAACACUCCAGGUAUACCUAACCUUAAAAAUGUGUUAUUUGUUGAAGGAUUAACUGCAAAUCUGAUUAGCGUCAGCCAUUUGGCUGAUGACUAUGAAGAUGUGUGGUUUAACAAACAGAGAUGUUUGGUCCUAAAUCAGAAAGGUGAAGGUAUUAUGGGAGGUAUGAGAUCUGUUGAUAACUGUUAUCAUAUUCAAGCAAAUGAAUCUUCUAGUUUGCAGUCUUGUUUGUCUGUUAAAUCCACAGAGGAAACCUUUGAACUUUGGCACAGAAAGAUGGGACAUAUCAACUAUCAGGACUUGCUGAAAUUAUCUUCCAAACAAUGUGUCCGAGGCUUGCCAAAUUUAAAAGGUAAAACUGACAAGAUGUGUGGAGACUGCAAGGUUGGAAAGCAAACUAAGGCACCUCACAGAAUGGUAAAUUAUGCGACAACCUCACAAGUAUUGGAACUAUUACACAUGGAUCUCAUGGGACCAGCUCAAUCUGAAAGUCUUGGAGGUAAGAGUUACAUACUAGUAGUUGUAGAUGAUUUCUCAAGAUACACCUGGGUAAACUUCUUGAAAGACAAAACUGAAACGUUUGAGUCCUUUAAGAACUUGAGUCAAAAAUUAAUCAUUGAGAAACAAUCAUCUAAUAACUGUUUAGUGAGAAUAAGAUCAGAUAAUGGAACUGAAUUUAAAAAUGCCUCUUUUUCUAACUACUGUCAUGAGCUUGGUGUGUCACAUGAGUUCUCAGCUCCAAUAACCCCUCAACAAAAUGGGAUAGUGGAAAGGAAAAAUAGGGUACUGCUAGACAUGGCUCGAGUAUUACUACACGCUGCAGGUUUAAGCAAAAACUUUUGGGCUGAGGCGAUCAGCACUGCUUGCUACACAAUAAAUAGAGUAUUCCUUAGACCAGGUAAUGAUCAAACUGCUUACGAGCUGUGGAAAGGUAAGAAGCCAAAUGUUAAACACUUUCAUGUUUUUGGCAGUCCUUGUUACAUUCUACGAGAUAGAGAACACCUUGGUAAGUUUGAUGCUAGAAGUGAUGAUGGUGUGUUCUUGGGGUAUUCUCUGAACAGCAGAGCAUAUAGGGUUUACAAUAAAAGAACUCGUGUUGUUAUGGAAUCCAUUAAUGUUUCUAUUGAUGAUCAAUGUGUGAAACAGGAAGUAACAUUUGCAGAUACCUCACCCUUCUCGGUCACACCUUCACAGAAUACUGAAACAUCAUCUGAGGAAGAGGAAGAGGAAAUCCAUGACAACAUUUUUGAACCAGCUCCCACCCAAAGAAGAGGGUUCAAGCAAGUUCAAAAAGACCACUCCACUCAAGAUAUCAUCGGCAAUCUAACAGAUGGUCCGAUGACAAGGAGAAAGGCUGCAGUUCAGGAGGAAGUUUAUGUAGAGCAGCCUCCAGGUUUCCAAGAUCCACACAACCUAGAUCAUGUCUACCGGCUCAAGAAAGCCCUGUAUGGGCUAAAGCAGGCUCCUCGAGCCUCGUAUGAGAGACUAUCCACUCAUCUUGUGGGAAAAGGGUAUGCUAGAGGAUCCAUAGAUAAAACAUUGUUUGUGAAACGAACCAAAAAUGACAUUAUCAUUGCCCAAGUGUAUGUUGAUGAUAUUAUAGACACAGGUUUGUUUCUCUCUCAAUCAAAAUACGCUGAGAACCUGAUCAAGAAAUUCGGUCUUGCUUCCAAGAAGACAGUGACCAAUCCCAUGAGUACAACUACCAAGUUAAGCGAAGAUCAUGAAGGAAAAUCAGUUGAUCCGACUCUCUAUCGAAGUAUGAUCGGGAGUUUGCUCUAUCUCACUGCCAGCAGACCUGACAUCUCUUACAGUGUGGGUGUGUGUGCUCGAUUUCAAGCAAACCCCAAAGAAUCUCACCUGGACGCUGUCAAAAGAAUAAUCCGCUAUGUGGCAGCAAGAAACAAAACUGCAUAUCCUUGUCUACUGCAGAAGCUGAAUAUGUUGCCGCUGGAAGUUGCUGCACACAAAUACUUUGGAUGA